AAGUUGGUCAGUGAGUGUGUGGAUGCGGUGGAAGGAGGUCGCGGUUGUACGCUCGCACGUUGGAACUGACUGUGGGGAUCGUGCGCUGGAAAUUGUUAGUUGCGCCAAAUACAUUUAUCGUAGACAAUAAUAUUUUCCCCAUAUUUUGAAGGCUAUUUUUGUUACUUGUGUUCUUGUGCUUGUAGAGAAGACUUAACAAAUUCGUCCAAUAAAUUGGAUUAAGGCUAUCUGCGCUUGUGAUGAGAUCUUCAUAAUUGAGAAGACGUCACCUGAAAGACUUUCCAAGAUGCUGGGGCAGGAGAAGGCGAGGCCUCCUGCCUCCCUUAGGAUAUGGCCUCCUGUGCUCCUGCUUCUGUUCUAUCUGCUGCCUCUUCCAGCAGAGGCCCUUUCCAUGGAGACAUGCGACGGUCGACCUCAUCAGGUCACUCUCAACACUCAGGCCCAGGCAUAUGUUGGUGUCGUUCUUGGGGCAUCGAAGGCUGGAGAGGGCAUGUAUGGCUGUGGGGGCUGGAGAGAUUCGGGCAUUCAAUCGUACGAGGCUCUGCGAUGGGCUCUCAAUCGUGCCAACCAAGAUGGAGGCGGCAUUGGGUCAAGGAUUGUCACAGAUUCUUUCAUUCCUGGAGUCAAAUUCGGCCUGCAUGUAUACGAUUCGUGUGAACACGGCGAGCGCGCUGUGGCUGGUUUAGGCGAGGUGUUUCCAGUGGUUAGAGAAGGUCCCUCUGCGUGCUCUCCACUGAGUAACGACACACUUCUGGCUCUGGGCAUAGUAGACCUCACUGGAGUAGCUUCCUCUCAUCCCAGCCUUUCUCCACUUCUUCAGAAGUACCACGUCCCUGUUGUCAACGUGGCUGCCCAGGAGUUGAUACCGGCUGAAGAGAAAGGACAGGCUUUGUUGACAUUCCUUAGUAACUUGUCAUGGGAAGCUGCCUCUGUUCUUCUUAGCGAAGAUGAAUACUCCACUAAAGUGGCAAAGGUUGUUACUGAGUCUGCAGCUGCCUACAACGUUUGCCUGAGCAAGGCAGAUAAAGUACCUCUGGCAUCGCCCAUUAGCUUAACGGAAGGCGACGAAUCCACUCAGCAGGUGGAACUUGUGUAUCGGAAUGCUGUCAAGUCGGCGUUGGAUGAUGGUCGGGUCGCAGGAGUUGUAGUCAUAGCCAGCGGACAAACUCUUGUUCAGAUCAUGAGAGCCAUUUCAGCCGAGAGCGCGAAAAGCCGCCACACCUACUGGUUAUUCUCAGAUCUCCCAGAUGACGACCUUGACCUUGUGCGUGAGUCUGCCCGGCUCACGAAGGGUAUCUGGGUCGUUGCCAAUUCUCCUAUAGCCCUGGAUGAAUUUGAAGAACACUGGAAAAGCGUCCAAGACGUGGAAACACAACCUAGCGCAGAGAACGAGUGGGUGCUAGGGUACUUGCAGCAGGCCAAAGGAUGCCGUCUCCCAAGCUUCGUCCCUCCAGAAGGUGAGGUUGACGAAGUGUCUGCAAAGAUCCCCGAAUGCCGUUCCUUCCGCAUGAGAGAUGACGAUUUAGACGUCUUGUCGAGGACCAGAUCUGUAAUUCCAGCUAUUCAUGGACUGUUCACGUUUUUCACUGCCAUGAAAAAUGCUUGGAGACUGAAAUGUCGAAACAAACCAGGUGUGUGCCCGCGCCUCCAGGAGAUCAGUCGAGAAGAACUUAAGGGAGACUACUUGGCACCGCUGCGUUUUCGCCACGACGGACCUGGCACUCGUAGCCUUACAAGUCUAAAGGGAGGCAAGACGACCUUCGAUCGCUCAGGGAAGCUUUCAGGAGGGGCCAUAGGACUGUAUCGCAUUACGGGAAUCCCCGGAAAUAAGAGUGUGACGGUACACGAGGCUGUUGUUAUGGAGAAUUCAACAUUAAGAGAGACCAACCCGAGCCUUAUUCCAAAAGCAGUCAAAUGCCCACGAAGGUUUUGCAGUCAGUGUCUCCAUUUAACAGACGAGGAAAUAAAGAUAGAGAAUCUUACAACGUCAGCAGCCCUUUCCGUCGCAGAGAAACACAUCCUUGUGCCUUCUAUGGAUCAUGUGGUGAUUGCCGGCCUUUUCCCCAUUCACUUACCUUCACAAGAUGGAGCUGAUUGCAGUGACAUGAUUAAUGGAGAAGUUAUGCAGGAAGUCGAGGCAUUUCUCUGGGCAGUUGACCAUAUCAAUCGCCACCCCAAACUCCUGCCAUCCACGACUCUAGGAGCUCUUGUCCUGGAUACCUGCAGUUCUAGUAUACGGACAAUGAACCAAGUGACGAGUCUCGUUAAGGGAUUAUUACCUGGGGUCAACGUAGACAUCAGCGACAUUCAGCUCUUCGUGACCUCGCUCGACCCAGAAACUGCCAGGGUGACUGGAGAGAUGUUAUCAUCGCUUAAUGUGACUUCAAUCAACAUGGGUCCAUCUCUGGCUCACAACCCUUAUGCAUUGCAGAUGAGUCCACCAAUAAACAAGGAAGCUGAAGCUAUGGUUCAGAUGCUGAGAUUUCUUGGUUGGGACUACAUUUCUCUGGUUGUGUCUUCUGGGGAUCCAGAAAAUGUGGCUGGGGCAGAAGCCUUCAGAACAGUAGCUCGAGCGUCUCGUAUUUGCGUUGCCCUUGACCUUAAAAUGGUAACACUCAACAAGCCCAACAUGACGGAGACCCUUGCUGACCAGAUUGUUGAGCAGUUAACAGAGAAAGCUGUUCAGGGAGCUCGAGCAGUAUUACUUUUUCUUACAAUAGAAGACAUGGAAGUAAUGUUAACAGCUGUCCAGAAAGCUGUGAGAUUAAAUAGGCUCUUGAAGCAUCAGAUCAUCUUUAUAGGCACAUCUACUUGGGGUGACCAUCAAGAGAGAUUUAACAAAUUUGGUGAAGAACUUGGAGGAGCUUUGGUACUGAAAGAUGGACAGCAGGAUGUGAGAGAUUUUAUUGCUUAUUAUCGACUAAUGAAUCCUGAGAAGAACACUCAUAAUCCAUGGUUCAGACAGUAUUGGAAACAGCAAUUUGGAUGCAUAGGGGCUUCUUGUGCCUCAAGAGCAGGUCCACUUCCCAUAAUACCUUAUGUAUCAGUGCCCUCUACACCAAGAGUAAUCCAAGCUGUGUUCUCAUUUGGUGCUGCUCUCACACAGCUACUAGAACAUCUAUGUCCUCAUGCAGAAGGGAAGGUUUGCCCUGGUUUAGCUAAGUGGCGACAAAGGACUGUUCUUAACGAGUUUCUCAGAAAUACUGAAGUAUCUCGAGUGGAUAAGCCAUCAGAAUAUUUCCAGUUUACUGAGAAUUUCCAUGGUAAUGCCCCUUUGGAAGUCUACAAUCUCAGAAAAGUUAAAACAGCAAGAGGGAAUGAAAAAAAAUAUGAAAAGGUGGGACGAUACGUCGACAGUGGCUUGACUUUUGCAAAUACAAUGGCUGAAUACCAUAAUGGCAGCUUAGUUCGGCUGGAUACUCUACCUUCUUCUUGCCUGAACAGCUGUGUUGCAUGCAAACAGCAUGACACCGACUAUGUUAUUCUUGAUUCACCUGAUAAGCUGUAUGUCAUUGCAACUUUCAAUGUCCACAAAAAGGGUGAACGUCCUCUUGAAUGUGGUCCUCUCGACGGAGACAAGGGAAUCCAGAGUAUUGAGGCAUUACUUUGGAUGUUAGAUGGCAUCAACUCGGACCCUGAGAUCCUUCCUGGUAUAACUCUCGGUGCAAUCAUUUUGGAUGCUUGUAGCAGUAAAGAGAAAAUUGUGAGGGAUGUCACAAAUUUCCUUACAGGAAGAAUACCAGACAAGAUGAGAGAGAAGGUACCAUCAUCCAGCAACAUUGUUGGGCUAAUUGCUGGAGGGUUUGAAGAGGAAGUCGGCCAGGUGAUUGAUGUGACUCAGCCUUAUGGUAUUACAACCAUUGCCACCCAAGCCUCAAGCUCUACUUUUUCCAACACACGCCGUUUUCCUGUGUUGUUACGCCUUGCUCCACCUAAUGAUGUCACAGGUGCUGCCAUCUCCAGUCUGCUUUUGUACUGGCGUUGGGAAGUCUUCAGUGUUGUUUACUCUGAUGGAGGAACCUCGGGUGAUGUACUGAAGCACCUUUUGAGAGAAACUGAAGCUCACAAUCUUAAAUACGCCCUAGCCGAGCCAAUACCGAUGAAGGUUGACCAAGUGAAUUAUAUGCUGAAUGUCUGGAAUAAACUAGCAGAGGCAGCACAAGAGGGAGCACGUGCAGUCGUCCUUCUUCUGGAACCUCACCAUGCAGCCUUGUUCUUGCAAGCUGCUGCCAGGCUUCGGGAGGAGGAAUUGCUGCACACCGGAGACUUUGUUUUCAUAAUGGCCGAGUCUCCUUUGCCGUACAUCAAGAAUGAAAAUGAGGCACUGGGUACAUUGGUAGUGCAACCCAUCAGCGGAAGUGUCAAGCCAUUUCAUAAUUACUUCAGGAGUCUUUCAUUAGCUAACCACACUGUGUAUCCAUGGUUCCAUGAAUUCUGGGCCCAGGUAUUCAACUGUCGUGGUGCUGCCUGCUUCACAGGAACUGCUCUUAAUCUUGCUGGAUAUAAAUAUCGGCAGGCUGACAGUGUUGUGAGCACAGCAGAUGCCAUUUCAGUACUUGCCCGGGGUCUGGAGAGAUGGCGAAGAGAAGCAUGCUCAGGAAAACCUACUGGUUUCUGCAGUGAGCUAACUUCAGAUGAAAGGUACCGGGAGAAAUUGUUCCAGUACACUCGGUCAGUGACUUACAAUGGUGUAGAUAACCGACCUAUUGCUUUUACUGUUGAUGGCCACAAUCGUGCUGCUACAUUGCAGGUUAUGAAUUUCCGUCGUGUCAGAUCUCGAAAUGAUGGUGUCACAGGCUCAGGACUACUUCGUGUGGGAAUGUAUAAUGAGGAGAAAGGCCUUUCAUUAAAUGGGUCACUGGUUGUUACUUACGAUGCUGAAGGUGAAGAAAGGUCAAUGUUAGAAGUGAAAUCUCAGUGUAUUGACUUGGCUGCUUGUGGAGGAGUCGUAGCUGCCCCAAAGCCUACUAAGAAGAAGACCAAUCAUUUACAGAUGUUCCCAGAGCAGAGGUUUGGUAUCAGUGGUCUUGUGCCAUACCAUCACCAGGGCCAAACUUUCUUCACUUGUGGGGAAUUCUUCAGUGAGGGAAUUUUUCAAAAUAUUGCAGCUGUAGCUUAUGCAUUGAGCCAAAUCAAUAGCAACACAGUUGGAGUUGGUCUAGGGGCAAUAAUGUUCGAUUAUUGCGACAGAAUUGAGCGAGCAAGGGAACGAUUCUUCAGCUUCUUCUCAGGAGAGGCUCUCGAAAGUGAUGAAAGCAUCGUUUUAACUCCAAACAGAAUUGUUGCGUCUAUCAGUUUUGAUGAUGCAGCAGCAGAGGCCGUUUCAAACAUUCUUUCUUCUAAUUAUAUUCCUCACUUUAGCUCACCUGUUGCUGGCCAAAAGCUUGCUGACAGGGAAGAUGAAACUAUUCUUACCAGUGUACCUUCUAGAACAGCAGAACUAAGAACAAUUCUUAGUAUCAUUAAGGCUUAUAAUUGGAUGUUUAUUAGUGUUAUUUAUGAUAAUGAUGCAGAUGGUAAAUUUUUGAUGGAGAAAUUCCGCUCUUUUGCUCUGAAGGAAGACAUAUGCAUAGGAGAUUCUCUUGGCGUUCCAAAAAGAGUAUCUGAAGAAUAUGCCCAGGAAGUCAUUGAGACAUUAGCAGUAUCCUGGAAACCCAAAGUUAUAGUAUUGUUAAUGGAUGCAUCAGAUAACAUCAGGACCAUACUAAAAGUUGCUGAAAAAUUGGGUGAAGCAGAAACUUUCUCUUUCUUGGCUGGCAGUGCUUGGGGAAAUAAACCUGGUGUUGCUAAGGAUUUGGAUAGAAUUUCAGCUGGUGCUUUGACCUUUACAAUGGAAACCUAUGAUCUUCCCGAUUUUAGAAAUUUUGUUGCUAAUAUGUCCCUAGAAAAUCAUGAACCUUUCCCAGAUGAAUGGUUUGAAGAGUUCUUCCAAAAUAAAUAUGAAUGUAGGCUGUCAUCAAGCGACAGAGUUCAACGACAGUAUGUCAAAGAAUGUCUCGGAACAGAGAAAACACACCCAGAUGACAUUGUCCAAGAUCCUUAUGUGUUUCAUACCAUUUUAAGUAUUAAUGCUGUAGCACAUGGAUUAGAUUCUUACAUAACUGAACACUGUGUGGAUGCUGAAACUAUAGAUGACUGCAAUAUUGUCCAAGCUGAACUACUUUUAGAAAUAUUAAGGCAAAGCGAGCUAACACUGAACAACACAAAUGAUCCAAAUUCCUUUGAUCAGGAAGGGGCCUAUGGGUAUCAUAUAUGGAAUUACAGAAAAAUUGGUAAAGAAUAUGGUUAUGUUAAUGUUGGGAAGUGGGAAAAUAGCCUGCUUCGUUUGGAGAAGCCUAGCAUAGAGUUCAAGAUUGGCACAUUCGCCCCAGAUUCCUACUGUGAUGAAGGAGUUUGUCUUGAGGUUUGUUCUUCCCAGUCAGCUGUCUACGCAGCUAAAUCCCUUCCUAAACCUCUCCCAAUUGAGCAUAAUUUUGGCACCGUAUACGGCAUAGUCACUAGUUCCUUGAGUCUUCUUGGCAUUGUACUUAUAUUAGUAACAAUUGUCUAUUUUAUGAUGUCUUUCCCAACAGCAACAGGAACAUCAGUCUUAGGAUACAUGAUCCUUAUUGGUUGCUUGAUGUUAUAUGCUUCAAAUUUUGCCUUCAUUUUUCAACCGACUAUUGGAACCUGCGGUGUUCGAAGGUUCCUUAUGGGAGUUGCAUAUGCCAUUGUGUUCUCUGCCAUGCUUGUUAAGGUAAUUCAUACUUGGAGGGUGAUCACUUACACAAACUCCAGUAAUGAAUCUGAUAACUUUACCAAGCCUGGUGGACUUUUACUAGUUGCUUUAGCACUAGUUCUAGUACAGGUUGUACUUGGAGCAGCGUGGCUUAUUUUAUAUCCCCCUAGCAUUGAUUUGCAGAGUGACCUAUGGCGAUGUACUCCUACUGAGCAUUUUGAAGCAGAACUUGUAAUUUCACUUGUAUAUGUUAUGGUCCUCAUAGCAGCAACCAUUCUCUUCUGCUUUGAGACAUGGCACGCAGAUGAAAAUUCAAGAGAAACCAGGUGGAUUCUUUUAGCUUCCCUAUUCACCUCUAUUGCUUGGGUUGUGUGGACAGUGGUUGCUACCAAAGCUCCCAUCCAUUUCAGAGAUCCUGCCAUUGUCAUAGGAAACCUUGUGUCAGCUACAGUUGUGUUGCUAUUCUUAUAUGCCCGAAAGAUGUAUCUUUACAGCCAGUUAAGCAGAGAUGUGAAAGAUUUGGAGAUGAGAUCACAUUAUACUGCUGCGACUUCCUUGUACAAUGCAUCACUAAGUGCCCAAACUCACAAAUUGGCUGAUGGUUUGUCAAAAACUGGCACUGUAGACCUAACAGCAGGCAUGCCCAAUAGACAGUUUGUAGGUGACCAAGAGGUGAGCUUCAGGACUGUAACUUUGCCGCCAGAAACUCCUCAAAGUCGUAGGUCAUCUCGUCAUUCUACAACACCUUCGAGGCAUUCCUUGAGGCUUUCUCUUUCUGACGAACUACCAGAAGAUCUCACCUUUGAUGUCUUUGAGUCUUCAGAGGAAGAGUUCCCAGUUGAUGCUCAUAAUCUGAGCGAUAAUGAUGAAGGAGCAGUUGCAAGCUCAGUUGAAUGUAACAGGAGUAUUGGGUCAGAAAAGAGAUUGCCCUCCAUCAGACGGGUUGGAUCAAGGCAGAUGUUGGUAUUCCUGACAGAUGGUAACACCAUAGGUGAUGUAUCACGAAUAUAAUCCGCAAGGGUGAAGAAUAAGCAGUAACAUUGUGAUACCAGAAAAUAAAAGACAAGCAAGAUAAUUAUAAUCCUCGUUUUAUAGAAAAGUGAAAGAAUAAACUUGACCGUUUUUAGUGUGGUAACCCAUCGUGUUAGAUUUCACCACUUCUUAGGAAAGUUUCGUUCCAACGAAUGAAAUUCAGUGCGUGUGAAUGAGUGUAAAUAGUGUAUAUUUGUUUCUGCAUAGUUAAAUGCAGAUAUUUGUAUAUAUUUAAAAUAAAAUAUUAAGAUUGUUA
This is a messenger RNA of Macrobrachium nipponense, 8006 nucleotides long. RefSeq lists its product as uncharacterized. Gene Ontology annotation, molecular function: group II metabotropic glutamate receptor activity. Gene Ontology annotation, cellular component: plasma membrane. The record is from RefSeq and is a predicted model, not a curated record. Lineage: Eukaryota; Metazoa; Arthropoda; Malacostraca; Decapoda; Palaemonidae. The transcript is spliced from 31 exons. Bases 287 to 7729 code for a protein of 2480 amino acids. Gene Ontology annotation, biological process: G protein-coupled glutamate receptor signaling pathway; regulation of synaptic transmission, glutamatergic.